AUGAAGUAUUUAUUGCUAGCUGUACUUUGUAGCCUGGGGCUACAUGAGGUGUUUUCGGGGAGUUGCGCCCCGGGGGCUGUCGACUACACUGAAGUCGGGCAAUGUCUACUCGUCUUUAAAGUUGCUGCUCCGUUUGCCGUUGCCUCAAAGACGUGCGGUGCUCUUUCCGGAAAGCUGGCCCAGCCGAUCAGUCGGGUCGAGAAUUUGCUGACGUCGAUUGCAGCCAGGAGAACUGUCAACGCGACCACUCGUGUUCACAUCGGCAUCAAACAGGCCGAUGGGCGUGUCGACCGGAUAUAUGCCGAUGGUACACCGCUACAGUACUACAAUUUUUAUUCUGAAUCCGAUUGGGCAUCGGCCGAUGCGUGUACGACACUUGACCCAAUGUGCCCGGAUGGGUGGAAGUACUACGAGCUAACGUCUUCAUGUUAUUACAUCCAAAAUGUUGGUGAAAUGAGAAGGGGAUGCUUUCACAGGGAUCGUGACGGGAAGGACACGCCACGCGACCCGCACGCGUUCGGAACCGAUUUAGCAAACCCUAAAAAGCUGGCAUGCGCCGCGACACGCUACGCAUCAAGCAGCAGGGUCAUCUCCUCGACCAAGGCCCUUCACUUGAAUCAAACGGCGGCUGCCGCGCAAUGUGCUAAGCUCGGAGGGCAAUUGGCUUCGAUCCACACCGAUGCCGAGAAUACAUUUGUCAAAAUGAUCAACGACUACCACUGUUUCGUCGAUCAGCGCCAGAAUUGGCAGAGCUGGUACGCGCAAAACGAAUUCUCGCGUUUCAUCUGCAAGCGAGCGGCGCUCCAUCUGCCGGAAGUCGGCGAACGGCUCGCCAUGGAAUUUAUAAAACAGGAA
Mesorhabditis spiculigera is the source of this 855-nucleotide messenger RNA. Lineage: Eukaryota; Metazoa; Nematoda; Chromadorea; Rhabditida; Rhabditidae. The record is from the annotation of a GenBank genome assembly.